AUGUGUGAUCAGUUCUUAGGAACCUGGAAACUUGUCUCCAGUGAAAAAUUUGAAGAUUAUAUGAAAGAAUUAGGAGUGGGCUUUGCCAUGAGGAAACUAGACAGCCUGGCAAAGCCUACUGUGAUCAUCAGUGCUGAUGAGGAUAAGCUAACAAUCAAAACAGAGAGCCCUGUUAAAAAUACAGCGAUCUCCUUCAAGCUGGGCCAAGAAUUUGAGGAAACCACAACAGAUAACAGGAAAACUAAAAGUGUUGUUACCUUGGACAAUGGCUCAAUGAUUCAUGUGCAGAAAUGGGAUGACAAAGAGACCACAAUAAAGAGAGAGGUGGUGGAUGGGAAGAUGGUUGUGGAAUGUACCAUGAAGUAUGCCAUCUGCACUAGAGUCUAUGAGAGAGCAUGA
This is a messenger RNA of Gopherus evgoodei (Goodes thornscrub tortoise), 399 nucleotides long. RefSeq names its product myelin P2 protein-like. Gene Ontology annotation, cellular component: cytosol; nucleus. Gene Ontology annotation, molecular function: fatty acid binding. The transcript is spliced from 4 exons. The coding region runs from base 1 to 399 and encodes 132 amino acids. NCBI's taxonomy places the organism in Eukaryota, Metazoa, Chordata, Testudines, Testudinidae. Gene Ontology annotation, biological process: fatty acid transport. The record is from RefSeq and is a predicted model, not a curated record.